AUGGCGGGCCCAUCAGAAAUGAGCUACAGAAUCUUCCUAUCGGAGACGCCAUUCCGUAGCCCUCCGCGCAUACACAACCAAUUCUACAAGGAUAUCCUUGUGAGGAACCGAAAUCCUCCCCCGACCCACGCCGGGCAGACAUCAAGCGAAGAAUACGAGAAGAUGAUCAGCGUUGGAGACACACUGCUGCAUGCCAUCGUAGCGUGUACGCUCCAUACGGCCUUCCCUGAAAUGACCGUCAAAACCGCACAGCAAUAUAAAGUGCAGCUCACCUCGAUCGACACCCUUUCUAGACUAUCAAAGAAGCUCACCAUCACUCGCUCCGGCGUAUUCGAUGACCCCACUCCCCCUCGAGAUGCUGCAAACGUGCUCAAGGCGUAUGUCGCUGCCGUUUAUUUGGGACAUCUGAAGGAUGGGACCAAGCGAGCCGGAGACGCAGUCAACAUCCUUGAGGCCUGGCUAUCUCCGGUGUUCGUCUCUCUCGCCUCCAACCUAGAAGUUCAACCGCAGGCCGUAGCCUCCACGGAAGAGAUCCUCUGCGAACGCAGCGAAGGCGUCCCGCAUGGCUUAGAAAUCCAGGAAGCUAUCCUUGAAAUUUCGGACGACACGAAUACCUCACCGACUUCCCUUGACAUAUCAAAGCUUCAUGACUUGAGGAACAAGAACAUACUCGAUUUUACGGCCAAAUGCGAGGCUCAGAAGGUCGGGACCUGGCAGUCAGUCAUUCGCGGACGACACAGGGGCGUAGAGUUCUGUCCUAGCAUCGUUCGAGCACAGAAGAAGGAUGCAGAGAGAGCUGCAGCUCAUCUAGUCCUGCGCAAAUUCGGACUGAACAAGCACAAGGCUCUUGCGAAGAGCUUGAUCGGCUCAGGCUUGAAAGGAGGAUCAAAGGCCAAGGAGAAGACUCCAGGACAGCAGACGAGCGAGACUGCAGCGACAAUAUGA
Messenger RNA from Kockovaella imperatae, 945 nucleotides. RefSeq lists its product as hypothetical. Gene Ontology annotation, biological process: RNA processing. Bases 1 to 945 code for a protein of 314 amino acids. Lineage: Eukaryota; Fungi; Basidiomycota; Tremellomycetes; Tremellales; Cuniculitremaceae. Gene Ontology annotation, molecular function: ribonuclease III activity. The record is from RefSeq and is a predicted model, not a curated record. The transcript has 5 exons.